AUGAAAUUGAUCAUUCAAAUAGCACUAUUAAUUAUUUGUGCUUAUUCACUUAUGCCUAUGCCUUAAUAAUUCAAUAAAGGAUCAAAAACCAUUAAGAUAAUUAAUAAAUGUGGAUUAUCAUUUACAAAUGUUCAUAAUCACCCAUAACAUAUUAUUGAAUUAUUACGUCAUUAUCAUUCAUUAAUAACAUCUCAAAAUCAAUGUAAUUUUUAAAUGUCCUUGAACUCCAAUCUUAAAAUUUAAGGAGCUUUAAAAUUUCAUAUAUCCCUUUAAAGUGAUGAAAAAUUAUAUUGGGUUAAUAAUACAUAAUAAGAAGCUUAUAUUUUGAAAAUAGAUGAAUAUUUGAACAUUAAUAUUGACACAAAUAAUCAUUGGGGUUUAGCUAGAGCAUUAGAUACAGUUAAUUAAUUAAUUGAUGAUGAUCAUAUUUAAUAUGUAUUUCCCUCUCUCAUUAUUAUAGCUUCCUCUUUUAAUAUAAGAUGAACCUGCAUAUACAUAUAGAGGAGUAAUGGUUGAUACAGCUAGACACUUUUUACCUCUUAAAACUCUUGAAAGAACUAUUGAUGCUUUGGCUAUCAAUAAAAUGAAUGUAAUGCAUUGGCAUAUCACUGAUGACGAAAGUUUCCCUUUACUUUUAACUAACUAUAGUCGCAUUACUAACACUUCUAAAUAUUCUGAAAACGAAUAUUAUACUAAAUCAGAUGUUUCCUAUUUGAUUGAAUAUGCAUCAAUUAGAGGAGUUUAAAUCAUACCAGAAAUUGAUUCUCCAGCCCAUGUUUAAUCUUGGGGAAGAAAUAUUAGUGAUUUAGAAAAUAUAAUUUUAAAUUGUGGAAGCACAGUCAAAUAAUAUGGAUAAUUUGAUCCUACUUUAGAUUUAACAUAUGAAGUUGUUAAAUCUGUUUUAUAAGAUUUAGCUGACAUGUUUGAAAAAGUGUAAUUUGUUCAUUUUGGUGGAGAUGAAGCAAUAUAGAGUUGUUAUAAUUAAAGACCUUCAAUAAAAGAAUUUAUGAAUUAACAUGGGAUUGCAGAUUAUAUAGAAUUGUAGACUUAUUAUAGAUAAAAAUAAAAAAGUAUAUGGAAAAAUGAAAUAAAAUCUAAAAAAAGAAUUGCUUAUUGGUAUAAUAAGGAUGAUAAAUUACCAGCUGAUGAUGAUGAUAUAAUUCAUUGGUGGGGAUCAACAGAAGAACUUUCAUUAGUAUCAAAUAGAAGCAAUGAUUUUAUUCUUAGUGAUUACCAUCCUUUAUAUUUAGAUAUUGGUGUAGGUAAUGCUUUUGGUAAUCCAUAUUAAACAUAUUAAACUUGGAAGGAUAUAUAUAAAUGGUCUCCUUAAAUACCUGAAGGAUUUAAAGGUAAAAUAAUAGGAGGAGAAGCACCUCUUUGGGGUGAAACUAAUAAUUAAAAUACUCAUUUUUAAAGGUUAUUUUUAAGAUCAUCAAUCUUGGGAGAUACGUAUUAAUUAUUUAUUUAUUUAGUUUAUGGAAUCCUUUUUCAAAAUAAUAAGAAUAGUUUUAUGAAUUUGCUGAUAGACUUGGGUAAAUGGAAGAUAGAAUGAAUAAAUAUGGAUUUCCUGUAUCACCUUUCACUCAUGAUUAUUGUAAAAGACAUACUAAAAUUUGUUUUCCUAUCUUAUAUACAGAAUAAGAGUAAAGCCAUGAAAAAUAGCAUUAAUAUAAAGAAUUAUGA
Paramecium sonneborni is the source of this 1683-nucleotide messenger RNA. NCBI's taxonomy places the organism in Eukaryota, Ciliophora, Oligohymenophorea, Peniculida, Parameciidae. The record is from the annotation of a GenBank genome assembly.